GAGAAGGAGAGAGAGGAAAAGAAAUAUCAAAAACAACGAAGUCGUCGCCAUUGAUGAUUUCGCGACCUCCUUCUCGUUUUUUUUUUUUUGUUUUUUCCCGCGAAAUCAUCAUUCUUUUAUUACUUUCCUCGAAUACUCCCUUGCUCAUGUAGCCACCAUGCUCCGUGUUUCUUUUUCUCUUUUCUCUUUUUGUUUCAUUCCCUCUUGUGUGUUUUUAAAUUGAUUUCUUCCAUUCUCACGUUUCUACAAAAAUAAAAAAUUUGACAUUUUCUCUCAUUUUCUCGGCCACCAUAUGGCGAAUGGAAUGUCUGUUUAUAAUACAUAAACGCAUCAAGUCAAAAUGGGUGAUCUAGUCUCCGUUCAAAGCUUCCUGCUUGCUCGUUACAGAGGAAAAAAAAGUGAAAAAAAAUUAAAUAUUCAAAUAUACUGCAUUCCGUCUCCUAGAUUCCUUCUGGGUUCUGUAGGUUUUAAAAGGCCCGCUUAAUUCUCACGACGUUCUGAUUUCCAUAGUGUUUCGGUUCUGGGUACACUUGUUUUGUGAAGAAGAUAGCCGUUCUCCCUAUCCCAAUAGAAUUCGUAGAUUGUGAGCUUAGUUUAUGGUUGACGUGGAAUAGUUUUUUUUUUUUUUUUUUUUUUUUCUGCUAUAGAGAGUCUCCCCUGUGCUGCUUGCUUGUAUUUAUUAAUCAUAUCUCGAAUUUUAACUUACGGGUUUUUGGAGCUAUUGCCCUUAAAGUCGACGAGGUCUUUGUUGUCUUCCUGGUAAACUGGAAUUUCUCAUCUCCUUUCACUUUUCUGGCUGCCUCUAUUUAAUUUUUUUUUUUCUUUUAAUGAAGUUUGGGGCCUGUAAUUUCUGGGUGUACGUUAGCUAUCUGCUGUAUUUAUGAGUGCGGUAUGCCUUUAAGGUAGAGGACCUUGCCUCUUUUACUGAUUAGGAUUUGGAUUUUGUGGCUUUGGCUCCUUGAAGGAGACUGCAUUUACCGCUGAAGAUUGAUUUGUGGCAAGAGCUUAUUCUUGUUUAAUUUUCUGGGCCUCUCUCUCAUCUCCCGCUGGUUUUGUUCAAUACUGUGUACUCUAUUCCUCAAAAAGGAAAAGUGUACUGGUAAUGCAAAAAGAGAGAAAGACACAGAGAAUGGGCGGUGGGAAAAGGAAGAGGCUGCAUUUCAGUAAGAUCUAUUCGUUUAGAUGUGGUAAAGCUUCUUUCAAGGAGGAUCAUUCUCUGAUUGGAGGACCUGGAUUCUCAAGGGUGGUUUUCUGUAAUGAACCUGGCUGUUUUGAGGCAGAUAUUCAAAAUUAUGUUGGCAACUAUGUCCGCACUACAAAAUAUACUCUUGCUUCUUUUUUGCCUAAAUCAUUGUUUGAGCAGUUUAGGAGGGUAGCCAACUUCUUUUUCUUAGUAACUGGCAUCUUGGCCUUCACUCGUCUGGCUCCUUAUUCUGCUGUUAGCGCUAUUCUACCUUUGAUUCUGGUGAUUGGUGCAACAAUGGUAAAAGAGGGUGUUGAAGAUUGGAGGCGGAAGCAGCAGGAUAUUGAGGUCAAUAAUAGAAAGGUUAAAGUGCAUCAGUCUGAUGGGGUUUUUGAUUACACUGAAUGGAAGAAUCUGAGAGUGGGAGAUAUUGUGAAGGUAGAGAAGGAUGGAUUCUUUCCAGCAGACCUCCUUUUGCUUUCAUCCAGUUAUGAAGAUGCAGUCUGCUAUGUUGAGACAAUGAAUCUGGAUGGGGAGACAAACUUGAAGCUAAAACAAGGAUUGGAGGCAACUUCAAUCUUCCAUGAAGACUCUGACUUUGGUAACUUUAGAGCUAUUGUUAAAUGCGAAGACCCAAAUGCAAACUUAUACUCCUUUGUUGGAAGUAUGGAGUUUAAAGAGGUCCAAUAUCCCCUCACGCCUCAACAGCUUCUCCUCAGAGAUUCAAAGCUCCGAAACACAGACUACAUAUAUGGAGCUGUUAUUUUCACUGGUCAUGACACAAAGGUCAUUCAGAACUCUACUGAUCCCCCAUCAAAAAGAAGUAGAAUUGAGAGGAAAAUGGAUAGAAUUAUAUACUUCAUGUUUUGCAUCUUAUUUUUGAUGGCAUUUGUUGGUUCUAUUUUCUUCGGCAUUGCAACUGAUAAUGACCUGGAAAACGUGAGGAUGAAGAGGUGGUAUCUAAGGCCAGAUAGGUCUGAAAUCUUCUUUGACCCUAAAAGGGCACCCAUAGCAGCUAUUUACCAUUUCCUGACAGCCCUAAUGUUGUACAGCUAUUUCAUUCCAAUCUCCUUGUAUGUGUCGAUAGAAAUUGUCAAAGUUCUACAGAGCAUCUUUAUCAAUCAAGACAUUCUUAUGUACUAUGAGGAGGCUGACAAACCAGCACACGCCCGUACCUCUAAUUUGAACGAAGAGCUUGGCCAAGUUGACACAAUACUUUCUGAUAAGACUGGAACUCUGACCUGCAACUCAAUGGAGUUCAUCAAGUGUUCCAUUGCUGGGAAAGCUUAUGGCCGUGGUGUUACUGAGGUUGAGAGAGCUAUGGGAAGGAGAAGAGGUUCGCCAUUGAUUCAGGAUCAUGAGGAGGCAAACAGGGACAGCCUAACUGAUGAUUCUCCUGAAUCAAGAUCAACCAUUAAGGGCUUCAAUUUCAAGGAUGAGAGAAUCAUGAAUGGAAACUGGGUUAAUGAGCCUCAUGCAGAUGUCGUCCAGAAGUUUCUACGUUUACUAGCAAUCUGCCACACAGCAAUACCCGAAGUGGAUGAGGAUACUGGAAAGGUGUCAUAUGAGGCUGAAUCACCAGAUGAAUCAGCAUUUGUUAUUGCCGCAAGAGAACUUGGUUUCGAAUUCUAUGGGAGGACUCAAACAAGCAUAUCACUAAAUGAGUUGGAUCUGGUGUCUGGCAAAAAAGUUGAAAGGUCAUACCAACUUCUAAAUGUUAUUGAGUUUAACAGCACAAGAAAACGGAUGUCUGUAAUAGUGAGAAAUGAAGAUGGAAAGCUUCUAUUACUUUGCAAAGGUGCUGACAGUGUUAUGUUUGAAAGGCUUGCCAAUAAUGGCAGGGAAUUUGAAGAGAAUACCAAAGACCAUGUGAAUGAGUAUGCUGAUGCAGGCUUGAGGACUCUGAUACUUGCCUACCGAGAACUUAAUGAAAAUGAAUACACAAUCUUCAAUGAGAAAUUCACCAAGGCAAAAAAUUUAGUUAGUGCAGAUAGGGAAACAGUAAUUGAUGAAGUUGCAGAAAAUAUGGAGAAGGAUUUAAUUCUUCUUGGUGCCACAGCUGUUGAAGACAAACUCCAAAAUGGGGUUCCUGAUUGCAUUGACAAACUUGCGCAAGCGGGGAUAAAGAUUUGGGUUUUGACUGGAGACAAAAUGGAGACUGCAAUCAAUAUAGGCUUUGCUUGUAGUUUGCUCAGACAAGAGAUGAAACAGAUUAUGAUAAACCUGGAUACUCCUGAAAUCAAAAUGUUGGAGAAAAUGGGAGAUAAAAGUGAUAUCAACAAGGCAUCAAGGGAAAGUGUCCUGCAACAGAUAGCUGAAGGAAAAAAUGAAGUUUCUGCAUCUGGUGGAAGCUCAGAGGCAUUUGCUCUAAUCAUUGAUGGAAAAUCACUUGCUUAUGCUCUAGAGGAUGAUAUGAAGCAGAUGUUCCUGGAACUUGCAAUUGGCUGUGCAUCUGUUAUUUGCUGCCGUUCAUCACCAAAACAAAAAGCAUUGGUCACGAGAUUAGUUAAGUCUGGAACUGGAAAAACAACUCUAGCAAUUGGUGAUGGUGCUAAUGACGUGGGAAUGCUUCAAGAAGCUGAUAUUGGGGUUGGAAUCAGUGGUGUUGAGGGGGAUGCAGUCAUGUCUAGUGACAUAGCCAUUGCUCAGUUUCGAUAUUUAGAGCGUCUGCUACUUGUGCAUGGACAUUGGUGCUACAGAAGAAUCUCAUCUAUGAUAUGCUACUUUUUCUACAAGAACAUCACAUUUGGUUUCACCCUGUUCUUAUACGAAGCAUAUGCGUCAUUCUCAGGACAACCUGCAUAUAAUGAUUGGUUUUUAUCACUUUAUAAUGUCUUCUUCUCAUCGCUUCCAGUGAUUGCCAUGGGUGUCUUUGACCAGGAUGUAUCUGCAAGGUUUUGUCUUAAGUUUCCUCUACUGUACCAAGAAGGAGUGCAAAAUCUCCUCUUUAGCUGGCGGAGAAUAAUUGGUUGGAUGAUUAAUGGGUUUUUCAGUGCCAUAAUCGUUUUCUUCUUCUGCAUGAAAGCUCUGGAACACCAGGCUUUUAACCAGGAUGGAAAAACUGUAGGGAAGGAAAUUCUAGGCACAACAAUGUACACGUGCAUUGUCUGGGUGGUUAACUUGCAGAUGGCUCUGGCAAUUAGUUACUUCACUUUGAUACAGCAUAUAGUCAUAUGGGGUUCAAUUGCUUUCUGGUACAUUUUUCUCUUGGUGUAUGGAGCCCUUCCUCCCAGUUUCUCUACCAACGCUUACAAGGUCUUCAUUGAAGCUCUUGCCCCGGCACCCUCUUUCUGGAUUGUCACAAUCUUUGUGACAAUCACGACUCUGAUCCCUUCCUUUUCGUAUUCAGCAAUUCAAAUGAGAUUCUUCCCUAUGUAUCACGGGAUGAUACAAUGGAUAAGACACGAAGGACAGUCAAAUGAUCCCGAAUACUGUGAUAUGGUGCGGCAGAGAUCAAUACGACCAACAACAGUUGGUUUCACAGCACGUUUGGCUGCUCGCAGAAAUAGAUUCAGAGAUAGACAUCAGAACCUCAGUAGAUGAAAUCUGGCAAACCCUUUUCAAAUUAAAACCCCAUCAUACCGUAUUAAUCCAGCAAACACAGGAUGUAAAUAUAAAAUACCUGCCUUUCAAUCCGAAACUCUGGCUUCUGUACAAGGCUAUAAAUUAACAUAUAGAGCUUUCUGAGUUAGACGAGUAAGUAAGCUCUGAAAUUGAAGAGCCUUAUGCAGUUGUAAGAUACAUAUGCAGAAAAUGACCCACAUUGUAAAUUUCAGCUCCUGUCCCUUUGAGGGUAUACAAAAUAAUUAAUUCUUUUCUGUAUUUUGAAUUUGUAGUAUCAAUGAGAAAUGUAUUUAAUACGGAAAGAUUUGUUGUAGAUUGGAAAACAGUGCU
This is a messenger RNA of Carica papaya (papaya), 5077 nucleotides long. The record is from RefSeq and is a predicted model, not a curated record. Lineage: Eukaryota; Viridiplantae; Streptophyta; Magnoliopsida; Brassicales; Caricaceae.